UAUCCAACGGCCAUGAUGCAGCGAUGCCACAUAGCCUUAAAAAAUUCCAUGGCAUAAUUCCCACAGCCUCCACCAUUAUAACAAACCUACGUUACAAGCCUCUCUCACUAUUCUCUAAGCCCCGUAAUUCGCCGAAUCUGCACCAAUCAUUCUCUUCUCUCUCUCAACAACAGCGACUACCACUCUCUCUCUCUCUCUUCCACCGCCGGUGAAACUCCGUUUCGGUGGCGGGAACGAGGUUUGACCGUUAGGUGAAUCCUUUAUGAUGGAGGUUUCGGUUGCGACGCCGAGAAAGACCCUGGCGGAGAAGGUCUUCGGAUAUGGGAGUAGCAGCCAGAAGAGGCGCGGCAAUGACGCUCACAACACGCACGACGAUGAUAACGACGGAGGCAUGGAACUCAUGGAGAUUGGCGCUGAGAGGACCAAAAACGUGUUGAUUCUCAUGAGUGAUACCGGUGGAGGUCACAGAGCUUCCGCUGAAGCCAUUCGUGACGCUUUUCGAAUUGAAUUCGGUGACCAAUACAGGAUUUUUGUUAAAGAUGUUUGGAAGGAAUACACGGGGUGGCCGUUGAAUGACAUGGAGGGGCAAUAUAAAUUCAUGGUUAAGCAUGUACAGCUAUGGAACGUUGCGUUUCAUAGUACUUCUCCUAGAUGGAUUCACUCUGUGUAUUUGGCUGCCAUUGCUGCUUACUAUGCCAGGGAGGUGGAGGCAGGGCUGAUGGAAUACAAGCCAGAUAUCAUCAUCAGUGUCCAUCCCUUGAUGCAGCAUAUUCCGUUGUGGGUUUUAAAGUGGCAACGUUUGCAGAAGAAAGUGAUUUUUGUCACUGUGAUCACGGACCUUAGUACGUGCCAUCCUACAUGGUUUCAUCCUUGGGUGAAUAGAUGUUACUGCCCUUCACAGGAGGUGGCCAGUAAAGCCUCACAAGAUGGUCUUGAGGAAUCUCAAAUCCGAGUUUAUGGCUUGCCCAUCAGGCCUUCUUUUGCCAGGGCAGUUCUUGUGAAGGAUCAAUUAAGAGAAGAACUCGGGUUGGAUCCCAACUUGCCAGCAGUUUUGCUGAUGGGGGGUGGUGAAGGAAUGGGUCCUGUCAAGAAAACUGCGAAGGCUCUAGGAGAAUCACUUUUCGAUAAAGAAGCUGGGAAACCAAUUGGGCAGUUAAUCAUCAUAUGUGGUCGUAAUAAGAACUUAGUAUCAACCCUUGAAUCUCUUGAAUGGAAGAUUCCAGUAAAGGUUAGAGGAUUUGAGACCCAGAUGGCCAAAUGGAUGGGAGCCUGUGACUGCAUCAUAACAAAAGCUGGACCGGGCACAAUUGCAGAAGCAUUGAUUAGAGGGCUUCCCAUAGUCCUGAAUGACUAUAUCCCCGGACAGGAAAAGGGUAACGUGCCAUAUGUGGUAAACAACGGAGCUGGUGUCUUCACCCGUAGUCCUAAGGAAACAGCAAGAAUUGUGGCCGAAUGGUUCACCACAAAAUCAGAUGAGCUGAAAAAAAUGUCAGAGAAUGCACUUAAAUUAGCACAACCUGAGGCCGUGUUUGACAUCGUGAGGGACAUUAAUGAGCUUGCCCAGCAACGAGAGCCAGCAAAUUUUCCAUACUUGUUGACCUCAUCAUUUACUAGCCUGAUCUAAUCAACUAGUUGUGCUUCAUUCACAUUAGCUUUCUUCCAUUAGAAUUGACAUGUACAGUUUAGUUUUUUUCUGAUUAUAUCAUUCUUUAUCCUAGUGGCUUGGUUUAACUAGCAUGAGCUACAAAAUUGUGGUGAACAAGCUCAGGCUUUAUAAGAAUUAAAGGUGCUUGUGAUUUUUAACAUUAAUGAGCUUGGGUUGUCUGUAACUGCAAGAUGAUUUAACAUUCUACUGUGCAUUUCAGUUUAAUGAUUUUUUUUUUUUAAUUUU
Molecule: messenger RNA, 1891 nt
Organism: Cajanus cajan (pigeon pea)
Lineage: Eukaryota; Viridiplantae; Streptophyta; Magnoliopsida; Fabales; Fabaceae
Gene: MGD2
Product: monogalactosyldiacylglycerol synthase 2
Biological process (GO): glycolipid biosynthetic process
Molecular function (GO): hexosyltransferase activity
Source: RefSeq, a predicted model, not a curated record